Molecule: messenger RNA, 1170 nt
Organism: Fusarium musae
Lineage: Eukaryota; Fungi; Ascomycota; Sordariomycetes; Hypocreales; Nectriaceae
Exons: 2
Coding region: 1-1170 (389 amino acids)
Source: RefSeq, a predicted model, not a curated record
AUGCCCAGCACUACAUGGACAGUGGAGAAGAGAGAUAGUUUCACAAGCUACAUGGGCCAGGUUCUCGAAGGAUGGCAAACGCUCGCCAAUGCUACAGUGAACCAUCUUUUCAAUGGCUCUAAUCCGGAUUCAAUCAAGGCACUUUGGAGCCUUAUUUCAGACGGGAAAAUGAUUGAAGCCGGCGUCAACGGCGACGGGUCGAGUCUUGGGACGGAGAUUGUCCCGGGUAGUAUCAACCUCAAGGAACACGUUGCAAAGACCUUCUAUGGAUAUACCAUUCCUACAAUAUGGAGAGUCGCUGAGUAUUAUGCUUUCGUUCUUGACUCAGGUUACGACUGUAACGCGGAAUAUCCUUCCGAGGAUUACGUGAGCAAAGAAGCCAUGGAUGCUACCAGCACCUGUUACGGCGGGCGACGUUACUACUUGGUCUAUCCGAAAGAAGACGGCAUUGGAGGCUGUCACAAGAGUUGUAACACGGGCGGUUCUUGCCAAGAUAUUUGCGCAUGGAACAAGUUUAGGGCUCCACCGGGUAUCGAAGCUUUCGACGGGACCAGUUUUGGAGGUAUGUCGGCAAGGGAUAUCAUCAUCGGCUCCGUUCGCACUUACGAGCAAAACGGGAAAAAGAACAAAGCAAUGCCUGAAGACAAAGUCGCUGGCGAUCUCAACACGGACCAUCUUUUCGACCUCGACGUCACCACACCCGGAAUCAUGCGCCUUCCAGUAUGCAGCCCCGAGCGCGCAUGGCAGUCGUGGGAUACGGCUGCCAAGGGCUCCAGCCCCUUCUACCCAUGCGACAUCCCCCCCGGGCAGAGGUCAUGCAACAAGUCGACUUACAAGGACGACACGAGCAAUGCAUCCCCGUUGGCGUCGGACUGCGAGGUUAUGAUCAAGAACUUUGAGAAUGACGGCUCGACCAAGUGGACAACACAGACUGCAGAUCUUCAGCACAGGGAGCUUGGACACUAUGGCACCUGCGCCUUUGGAGUUGAAGCGACGGAGCUCAAUGGAAACAUACACUUCCAUUUCGGUGGCGGGGAUCUCAUCGAGGCCAUCAACACCUCCAUCAAGCAGUUUAAGAAGAAUGGCAAGAUCGGUGCGUCUGGUAAGGUUCUUUGUGCUGGCAAUACGGGCAUGACGCAGCCAGUCUUAUGGGGCAUCUACCAUACCUAG